GUACGACGUAAUUAAGCAUAAGAAAGGUGUAGCAAUCAGUGACGCCAUAUUAGAAAUUUUCACAAGUGCACGAAUAAAAACCCGAUAUCCAAAACAUAAUGGUGAAGUAAAUACUGAGGAGGAAGAAAAUAGUGAUGGCGUUGGGCCUAGCGGGACGAAAGAAUAA
Acaulospora morrowiae is the source of this 166-nucleotide messenger RNA. The record is from the annotation of a GenBank genome assembly. Lineage: Eukaryota; Fungi; Glomeromycota; Glomeromycetes; Diversisporales; Acaulosporaceae.